Molecule: messenger RNA, 1089 nt
Organism: Amoebophrya sp. A25
Lineage: Eukaryota; Dinophyceae; Syndiniales; Amoebophryaceae
Source: the annotation of a GenBank genome assembly
CUACAACUAGGUUGACAGAUGAUUGGAGACGGAAGAAAUUGCGUUCCGCAAUGGAUAGAGCUUCGGACCGGAGAUUUAGAAAAACAUGCCACUCGACGUACAACAACAAGCACUGGCGGCGGUGCCAUUAGCCAAGAACUAUCUGAAGAAUGCUGCGAAAGACAAUCAAGAAUUUUUUCUCGAUCAGGGUUUGAAGUACGUCCGGGAGUCUUUCAAUAACUACCACAAGGCAUACAAACACAAUCUAAGAGUGUCGGUUUUGACCGAGGAUCAAGGAGACGCAGCGGGAGGCGGGGGACCGCCGUUUCUCGCGCGAACAAAUCUCGUGGACGAGGAGGGUGAAUUCAACAAGAAUUUCAUAUGUCCCGAGCGACCGGGCCAUGCAGUACCGCCAAAGACGUGGGUCGUGACCGACGAUCUAGACAAGCAGCCUCUGUUGGAAUUCACACGGCCUGUCGAUGCGCUGCACGCGCACUUUGUUGAUAAGACCACAGGAAAGGUCCACUGGGACGCAGUGUACGACUUCCGCGAUGCAGAUGAUGUUGCCAAGUCCUCCACUAUCGCAGACAAAGCAGGAGGCAGCACGUUCAACUUUCUAAGUGAUUUGGUGGAGAGUGCACUCGGUGGCUCGGCGGGUGGAAAAACGAAGUUGCCGAACUUCUCUCUGAAAACAAAUCCCUUCUACACGACGUACGCACAAGCCCUGAAAGGCGGCACACAACAAGAUUUUUUGCAGAUUUGCCCGCCUCCGGAUGACCCGCCACAUUGGUACGAACUCACACUGACAGAUGUUGGACCAAGUCCUAAACAGGUUGCGCGAGGUGGAGGAACAGCAUCACUUCUAGGCCGCAUAAAGCUCAUCGAGACGCAUCCCUUAGAUUUACCGACGCAAGGGAUCGCUCACAAAGAGGGUUCCUUGCUAGAAGCAGCUGAUCCUGGGAUGAUCAUGUUCGCACAUAGCUAGGUGAGCAGUAGGUAAUUGGUGGUUGGUUGCAUCUUUUUGAUACCGACCGGUGUACGAAACAAUCAAUGAACCGCGGCAGACAAUGAUCACUUUUGGUUUGGAAAAGUCUUCAUUCUACAGUGAAU